Nezara viridula (southern green stink bug) is the source of this 1158-nucleotide messenger RNA. NCBI's taxonomy places the organism in Eukaryota, Metazoa, Arthropoda, Insecta, Hemiptera, Pentatomidae. The record is from the annotation of a GenBank genome assembly.
AGGAUUUUUUCUUAAAAAGUUACUAAUUUUGAAGAAAGAUGGAUAGUGGAACUCCUAGAGAAAGGAGCCCUGAAUCUAAAACAAAAUCAAGUGAAGAUAGCCAUAAUGUUGCAACGAGUAAUGAGGCUGAUAUGGCUAUAAGAGAAAAACCUUCUUCAAGUAAAACGUCAUCAAUGUCCACUUCUGGAGAAACAGAUGUGGUAGAUGCAUUAGCAUCUCAACUGCAAAAUAUUAGUCUACCUAACCAAAUAUUAAGUGACCUUUCUAUGGAUGGUAUAGUGGCGUAUAUUAGAAAAAAACCAUGUCGUAACAUUGUCACAAUGGUUGGUGCAGGAAUUUCAACAGCUGCUGGAAUCCCAGAUUUCAGGUCACCUGGAACGGGAAUAUAUCACAAUUUAAAAAAAUACAACCUGCCUUAUCCACAGGCUAUUUUUGAACUUGCCUAUUUCAAAGAGCACCCAGAGCCAUUUUAUGAACUGGCUAGCGAUUUGUUGCCUGGAGAGUAUCGCCCAACUAAAUCUCACUUCUUUAUAAAACUUUUAGAAGAAAAAGGAGUUUUGUUACGCCAUUAUACUCAAAAUAUUGAUAAUCUUGAAAGAUUGGCUGGUAUCAGUGAAGAGAAGCUUAUUGAAGCUCAUGGGACAUUCUAUAAGUCACAUUGCUUAGGUUGCCAGAACCAAUAUGGCUUUGAGUGGCUCAAACGCCAAAUUAAUAGAAAACGGAUUCCCCAUUGCAUUCAUUGUAAUGCCUUAGUCAAACCAGAUAUAAUCUUCUUUGGAGAGAAUCUCCCUAGAAGAUUUUACCAAAAAAUGUAUAGUGACUUUGUCGAAUGUGAUUUAUUAAUCAUAAUGGGAUCAUCGUUAGAAGUUGAACCAUUUGCAUCUCUUGCAUUGAGGCCAAGUAAGAUGUGUCCACGGCUAAUGAUAAACCUAGUCCCUGUUGGUGAUAAUAUUGAAUUUCUAUUCGGUAAAUCCGCUAACGAUAGAGAUGUUCUGUGGAUUGGAGACUGUGAUGCUGGAUGCCAGUUACUGGCAGACAAACUAGGAUGGGGAGAUGAUCUUAUUAAAUUAUUGGCAACAGAUGAGACUACGUACUCCAGUAUGGAAAGAGGAACGGCAGAAACUAGUUGUUAAUGCACUCUGUCUAGUUGGAACUAUG